AUGGCUACCCACCACGCUGCGAAUGAUGAGCUCAAGGCCAGCUCCCUGUUCGAUGUAUCUCACAUCACGGCAGUCGUCACAGGCGGCGCCACAGGCAUUGGCCUAAUGAUUACACAGGCGCUGGUAUCUAAUGGAGCUAAAGUUUACAUUACUGGUCGCCGUACAGAAAAACUAGAACAAACCAAGAAGAUCUACAGUACGGGCCCUGGAAGUAUUCACGUGCUCCCUGGUGAUGUGAGCUCAAAAGACGAGGCUAUCCGAUUGGCGAAGGAGGUUGGGGAAAAGGAGCCCAAUGGUAUUCAAUUGCUCGUCAACAACGCUGGUAUUGCGAGGGAUGAUGAAACCAGGUUCUGGGAACCUGACAUGUCUGACGCCCAAGCUAUCUCGGACCAUUUCUUGCAAACCAAGCCUGAGCAGUGGACGGAGACUUUGACGACAAACGUCGCUGGGCCGUACUACAUGUCUGUUGCCUUCUUACCUCUGCUGGCCAAAGGACGCGACGUGACACCCGGUUAUACGUCCCAGAUACUCAACAUUUCAUCUAUAUCGGGCGCCAUGAAGGGGUCAAGCAUGGGCCAGCCGAUCUAUGCUACAUCCAAAGCCGCUCUCACACAUCUCAGCCGCAUUCUUGCGACUUUGUGCAAGGAUGUCAAGGUCCGUGUGAACGUUAUUGCGCCAGGACUCUUCCCUAGCGAAAUGACUACCGGCAAAUCUGACGAGGGAAACAAGAGUAAGAUUGAAAAGAAAAUGACUAAUCCGGCUGGAAGACCGGGACAUGAUACUGAUAUGGCGGCCACGAUCCUGUUCCUCGUUGGGAAGGGUGGCUUGUUUUACAACGGUCAGAUUGUGUAUCCUGAUGGAGGUAACACACUCGUACAGCCUGCUAUUGCUAACUAG
Fusarium pseudograminearum CS3096 is the source of this 897-nucleotide messenger RNA. RefSeq lists its product as uncharacterized. The record is from RefSeq and is a predicted model, not a curated record. The transcript has 4 exons. Gene Ontology annotation, molecular function: oxidoreductase activity. Lineage: Eukaryota; Fungi; Ascomycota; Sordariomycetes; Hypocreales; Nectriaceae. The coding region runs from base 1 to 897 and encodes 298 amino acids.